Messenger RNA from Heterostelium album PN500, 1020 nucleotides. RefSeq names its product TRAM (gene tmem56B). The record is from RefSeq and is a predicted model, not a curated record. Bases 1 to 1020 code for a protein of 339 amino acids. The transcript has 3 exons. Gene Ontology annotation, biological process: lipid homeostasis. Lineage: Eukaryota; Evosea; Eumycetozoa; Acytosteliales; Acytosteliaceae. Gene Ontology annotation, cellular component: membrane; endoplasmic reticulum.
AUGGAAGAGUUAAUAAAUACUUGGAAUGUAGAAAUUCUUACAGCUUUGAUGUUUACAUUGACUCUAUAUGUUUCCAAUGUAAUUACACCUUUAUUUUACAAAGAUUUUCAUAAAUUAGAGAAAAAAGAUAAAAUAGAAUGGAAUUCUAGAAUUGGAUCAAAUAUUAAUGCUAUAGUUUGCACAUAUGGUGCAUUAAAAUGUUUAUUUUUCGAGAAUUUAGCAUGGACUGAAAAUCCAUAUUAUGAUAUCUCACCAUCGAGUUCUUUCUAUAUGAGAUUUAUUCUCGGUUACUUUUUUUACGACACUAUUAUUCUAUUGAUCAAUCAUAGUCAGAUUGAUAGCGCAACACUCAUGCAUCAUUUAAUGGGUUUAUUAUUAUAUUAUUUAGGAAUUUCAAGGAAAUAUUGCCAUUUUGUAUUGGUAUCAUAUAUGUUAACAGAGGUUUCAACACCAUUUGUAAAUUUCAGAUGGUUCCUAUAUAGAACAAACAAGAGCAAAGAUUUCAUUUAUAUUAUCAAUGGCUUGUUGAUGGCUCUUGGAUUCCUGUUGGCCCGUGUCCUUUAUGCCCCAACAACCAUUGGUUAUGCAUUGAUUACCAAGUAUCCAUUGUCCUUGAACCUUCCUGGAUAUAUUUGGUGGGGAACCUACUUGGGUUGUGUGGCCAUUAAUAGUCUAAAUAUGUAUUGGGCAUACCUUAUAUUUAGAGGUCUCUAUAGAGCUAUGAAGAAACCACCAACAACAACAACAACAACAAUAUCAUCAGAAACAACAUUACAACAACCACCUCAAGAAAAAUCAUAUCAAUCAUGUUCAUCAUCAUCCUCAGCAGUGCACGCACAUGCUGCCUCAACCAACUACAACGACAACAAUACCAACCUUAUUAACAAUAUCCAUACCUAUAAUUCUUUUGCCAAUAACUCUACAUCUAAUUUACAUCAAUUCGAUUCAGAUAAUCAUCUUAAAAACGAUGAUUCGAUUUUAAUUAAUAACCAGAUAAUUAAAAAGAUCAAAACAAAUUAA